Molecule: messenger RNA, 729 nt
Organism: Henningerozyma blattae CBS 6284
Lineage: Eukaryota; Fungi; Ascomycota; Saccharomycetes; Saccharomycetales; Saccharomycetaceae
Gene: CDC8
Product: bifunctional thymidylate/uridylate kinase
Exons: 1
Coding region: 1-729 (242 amino acids)
Biological process (GO): dTDP biosynthetic process; dUDP biosynthetic process; dTTP biosynthetic process
Cellular component (GO): cytoplasm; cytosol; nucleus
Molecular function (GO): ATP binding; dTMP kinase activity
Source: RefSeq, a predicted model, not a curated record
AUGACAAGAGGAAGACUAAUAUUAUUUGAAGGGUUGGAUAGAACAGGCAAAACUACUCAGUCAGAAGCUUUAUUAAAAUACUUAAAUUUGCAAGGAGAUCAGAGUAGUUCUAGUAAAAGAUGUGAAUUGAUUAAAUUUCCAGAGAGGUCCACUCCAAUCGGCAAAUUGAUCAAUAAUUAUCUAGUUGAUAAAUCUUUCAAAUUACCAGAUCAAUCAAUUCAUUUGUUAUUUUCUUCGAAUAGAUGGGAACUAACUGAGCAGAUUAAAUCAAGCUUACAGAAGGGAAAUGAUGUACUAUUGGAUAGAUAUGUGUUUUCCGGUAUAGCAUAUUCUCUAGCAAAAGAUACUGAGAGGAUGGACUUCGAUUGGUGUUUGAGCCCUGAUAUUGGUCUAAUUAAACCUGACUUGACUAUUUUUUUAACUACUGACUCGGACAUCUCCACUUCAAAUCAAAUAAAUAAUAGGUCUGGCUUUGGUGCAGAAAGAUACGAAAAAUCGGACUUCCAGCUAAAAGUGAAAGCUAAGUUUGAUAUCGUAUUUAAUUACUUUUUUAAGGAUUAUACAAAGUCAUCAUCGGCAACAACUUCAAAUAUGUAUACUUCCAGUGAUGGAAUUACAACAUUAUUAAAAGUUAAUGUUAUCGAUAAGGAUAUCCCUACUGUUUUUAAAGAAAUUACUAAUUGUGUUAAUGAUUUUAAAUUAGUAACUGAUGAUUAUAAAUAUUUUUAG